AGGCUGGCAUGAGGCUGGCAUGAGAAAUUGUAACGAAUCAAGUAGCAGAGACUGAAACCACCAGUCACUGGAGGGGGGAUCACUUCUACGAGAAGACGAAGAUAACUUUUAAAUCAGAAAGACUCAAUGGGAACAUGGAGGGUUUUGUUCUCCUGCAGGUGCUCCAGAACCGGUUUUACUCCAGGUUUAGGCAUAUGGGACACCAGCAGGUGAAGAUAUUCAUCUCCCCCAACAUAGACCUAGAAACAAAAGCAAAAAUGGAUGUUGUAUGUGGGGGACUAUCAAAGCAGGAACCUGCAACACCUGAAAUCCAAAAGAUUUGUGAUAAGAUUAAGUGGCAAGUAGAGAAGAAGACCGGAAAUAAAUUUCCAACCUAUACUGCGGAAUUCUACAGGAUGCAGGUUGUGGCCGGUACAAACUACUACAUUAAGGUCUAUGUUGGGUUAGAAGACCAUCUUCACCUGAAGGUGUUUGAGGAGCUGCCUUGCAAUGGAGGACAACUGGAACUGACGAGCCUGCAGGAGAACAUAUACCACCAUGCUCCCAUUGAACCUUUCUGAUUUAAAAGUGAUCUACGUCUUCAAGUAGACCUGAUUCCCUCCAGUCACUGGUUGUUUCAGUCUUUGUUACUUGAUUUGUUACAAUUUUAAAUCUGGGAACAUGUUUUCAUCCUAAUUUGUCGAUGCAGAAAUUUGUCAUAUUCAAACAUGAUUGUGUGUGUGUAAUCAUAUUAGCAGUUAGAUUGUAUGACAACAGUUUCUUUUUUAACAUGGCCAAUAAAAUAAAUGAAAGAACAUUA
This is a messenger RNA of Hypomesus transpacificus, 799 nucleotides long. RefSeq names its product cystatin-B-like. Gene Ontology annotation, cellular component: cytosol. The transcript has 4 exons. Lineage: Eukaryota; Metazoa; Chordata; Actinopteri; Osmeriformes; Osmeridae. Gene Ontology annotation, molecular function: cysteine-type endopeptidase inhibitor activity. Bases 135 to 560 code for a protein of 141 amino acids. The record is from RefSeq and is a predicted model, not a curated record.